This is a messenger RNA of Kwoniella botswanensis, 555 nucleotides long. RefSeq lists its product as uncharacterized. The coding region runs from base 1 to 555 and encodes 184 amino acids. The record is from RefSeq and is a predicted model, not a curated record. NCBI's taxonomy places the organism in Eukaryota, Fungi, Basidiomycota, Tremellomycetes, Tremellales, Cryptococcaceae. The transcript has 2 exons.
AUGUCAAGCCAAGAAACAAAGCAGGGCACAACUCAACUCGCAACUGACGAUACAACCCAGGACGCUACUCAAGAAGGAGCCAAUGAUAAUGCUACUCGUGACGCUGACCAGAACCCUAUCCAAGACGCUUGGCAUGAUACAGCCGAAGGGAGGGUCCAUCACCAAGAAAUCAGACCCUUGGUCUUCUACAAGAGAUAUAGUAUACGACAGCCUACCAAGACCUCUCUCAAGAGAAUUAUGAUGAAGACUAAGGGUCUUUUUGCCAUAAACCUCAAGGUAGAAGCCGACAAAGCCUUACUACCUGAGAUUGAGGAAGAUUAUGCAAGGGCUCAAGCGAAAUUCGGAACAUUGCUCGAGAUACAUAACGUGCUACAAUCCCGACUGGUCGAGACUGGUACCGUCGUGGCAGGUGUCAGUGUACACACCCCCGUAGAAGGAUACAAAAGGGGCAGGAAGAUCGCAAUGAGCACUGAGAGACUGAACCUGCAAGGCCCAUACUAUCUUUCUGACUACGAGCAGGUACGUCCGGAAGGUCUCGCGGGAAGUUCCGAGUGA